AUGCCAUCUCGAGAGGCCUAUGAUGUACAAAAGAAAGACAAGCCUCUGGUGCAAAAGGCCAAGAGAGAGGCCAAUCAGGAGGACAUUCUGGCGGCGGCUCUUGGAAUGAGGAUGGGGCCACAGAAACCUUCAGCCACUUUUUGGCAACCACUUAAACUGUUAGCCUACUCACAGCUCACCUCACUGGUUCGCAGAGCCUCGCUGAAGGAGGUUGUCCAGUUGCCCAGGUCUGAAAAAGUCCACAACUUUAAGGUCCACACCUUCCGGGGGCCUCACUGGUGCGAACACUGUGCCAGAUUUAUGUGGGGGCUGAUGGCUCAGGGGGUCAAAUGUGCAGACUGUGGUAUGAAUGUUCACAAAGAGUGCUCGGCUCAGGUGCCCAACGACUGCAAGCCUGACCUGAGACACGUCCGUAAGGUUUACAGCUGCGACCUCACGACCCUGGUGAAGGCCUACAACACAGCCCGACCCAUGGUGGUGGACAUGUGCAUACGGGAAAUCGAGUCCAGAGGACUGAAGUCAGAGGGCCUCUACAGAAUAUCCGGAUUCAGCGAUUCGGUGGAAGAAGUCAAGUCGGGAUUUGAUAAAGAUGGCGAGAAGACAGACAUCUCAGUGAACGCCUAUGAAGACAUCAAUAUCAUCACGAGCGCACUGAAGCUGUACCUCAGGGAUUUGCCAGUUCCUGUAAUCUCCUACGAUUCUUACCCCAGGUUCAUCGAGGCCACAAAGCUAACAGAUCCUGAGAAGAAGCUGGAAGCUUUCCGGGAGGCUCUCGCUCUGCUGCCGCCAUCACACAAGGAAACUCUCAAGUACCUCAUGGCCCAUUUAAAAAGGGUAACACAGAACGAGAAAUUCAAUCUGAUGAGUGCGGAGAACCUCGGCAUUGUAUUUGGGCCCACCCUCAUGCGUGCGCCCAACCAGGACGCCAUGACAGCACUGAACGACAUCCGCUACCAGAGGCAGGUGGUGGAGGUGCUCAUCAAAAACGAAGAUGUGCUCUUUUAAGCUCUGAUCAACACUGUUUUUCUGUUUUCCAGCUGUUCCCUUAUGUGAAUACUUUUUUGCAUUAUAAUGAUGGAUACUUUUUUUAAUGCCUUCCAUAUGGACUAACAUCUGUUCUCGGUGCACAUGAUGCACCUUACACUUAUUUACUGACUCCCCAUUUUUGUCGGGGGGUUUUUAGAAGCUGAUUGGCCUGCAUGCAUGGUGCAAGGCCUCUUUUGAUUUGUUGUUGUACCUUAGCUCGUGUUAAGAUUGUGAUUUUGCAUUAGUCUGUCCUGUAGGUAGUAGUUGUCAUCCAUAUUCCUUUCUGCUGGUUCUGCAGUUACUUCUGUGAAACUUUGUACAUCAAGAUGGAAAUAAGCUACUAAAUUUUCUUAGGUGAUUUUUAUGACGCUGUAUUUUUUUACCUCUUUGAUCAUUUGUAAGUGACCCACAGUUUUUGGUUGAAUCGACUUUCUGUAUGUAAACGCUGGUGCAUUUGCCUGAUGGUAACAUUUUUAUUGCGCUAUAAAACGGCAUUAUUUGUGAAAUUAAUUUUGUACUGUAUUGUUUUUUUCUAUACAACCUGUGCAUGAUCACUUUAAUUUAUUAAACCCUACUUUGACAAACUCUUUA
Molecule: messenger RNA, 1617 nt
Organism: Xiphophorus couchianus (Monterrey platyfish)
Lineage: Eukaryota; Metazoa; Chordata; Actinopteri; Cyprinodontiformes; Poeciliidae
Gene: chn1
Product: chimerin 1
Exons: 7
Coding region: 1-1005 (334 amino acids)
Biological process (GO): regulation of GTPase activity; signal transduction
Molecular function (GO): GTPase activator activity
Source: RefSeq, a predicted model, not a curated record